This is a messenger RNA of Haliotis rufescens (red abalone), 5472 nucleotides long. Its product is annotated as neural cell adhesion molecule 1-like. NCBI's taxonomy places the organism in Eukaryota, Metazoa, Mollusca, Gastropoda, Lepetellida, Haliotidae. Gene Ontology annotation, biological process: cell-cell adhesion. Bases 46 to 2151 code for a protein of 701 amino acids. Gene Ontology annotation, cellular component: cell-cell junction. Gene Ontology annotation, molecular function: cell adhesion molecule binding. The transcript is spliced from 9 exons. The record is from RefSeq and is a predicted model, not a curated record.
CUUUAUCAGCGCUAGACGUGAUUGACCUACCUCUCCAUCCAACAGAUGAAGGCUAUGGCAAACACGACAGUGUUGCAUAUACUACUACUUGUGACUUGUUGGAGAUACUUGGUCCUUUGCGCAGACAUAACUCUGGACACAUCUGCUACAGCUGGCGUCCUUGGUCGUCCGUUCACGUUCACCUGUCGUGUCGAGGAUGCAGACGUCACAGGUUUAGUUCAAUUCUCGAUCCAGGAAAAAGGCACUUAUGGCUCUGUCUGCCGUCUAAUGGGAGCUACAGGUGAAAUCGUGGGAAACACCAGCUACCUCUGUUCACGUGAGGAUGGACAACCAAACAUCUACACUCUGACCAUCGGGAAGGUUUCUCUGGAACAUGACACCUCAUGGAUGUGUCAGGCUGCAGCGAUGAAAAGCAACACACUUCAUCUGAACGUAAAUUAUCCGCCCUCCCUGGACAUACGCCCCGUGGAGCCAUGCACCGGAUACAUAUUCCCCGCGGAUGAGACGAAUGUAUCUUUGAAUUGUUUCGUCACAGCAGCAAAACCUUCCCCAUCUAACUUUACCUGGUACCAUGGAGGGAACAUUGUUGGCAGAGAUCAGCUUUACAACAUUCCAAGAGUGUUCAGAUCCAGUUCCGGGCACUACAGAUGUGUAGCUGACAAUGGCGUAUCCACCCCUGGAGAAGACAGUGUUACAGUUGAGGUGCAGUAUCCGCCAGUCGUUCACAUUGACGAUGUCCUGCGAGUCGUAAAGGUGUCGGAAGAUUUGACUAUCCGCUGUAUAGCAGAUGCGAACCCGGAAGCGACGUCUAUAGUUUGGACAAAGGAAGGUGCAGAUGGUGGGAUCUCUAUGAAUGGUACUCUACAUCUGAAGGACAUACAGAAAACUGAUGCAGGAGUGUAUGUUUGCGCAGCGUCCAACACGGUUCUGACAUGUAAUGGGACACGACACACCCAACAAUCAUCUUCAAAUAUAACAUUGGAGGUGCAAUAUGCUCCGGAUAUCCAGUAUUUUGGUGUCACGUCUGGGGACAGAGACGUGACCGUGACGGAACACGACAAUGUGACACUGCAAUGUGACAUCAGCAGUAUUCCUGCUUCUACUAUAGAGAUCAGGAACAAGACAUCCAGUAUAGGAAGUGGGGCUAACAGCGAGACAGUCGAAGCGAGUAUCGAGGAUGUUGGAUGUCGUCAAACAGGGCUAUACACCUGCUCUGCAAGGAAUGUGAUCGGGAAAGCUGUGGAACGAAACAUAUCAUUACAAGUAAAAUGUGCCCCAAGACCAUAUGGAUCUACACCGGGUGGACCUGUGUUCAGGUCAGCUCUAAAUAGAACCGUCACACUAAGUCUCACUGCCAUAGCUUUCCCUGAGCCAACAGUCACGUGGAGUAAAUCACCAAUGGGGAAGCCACUCACUAACACCAAUGUCACAGUCGUUGAUUUCCGUGUAACAGGAAGUUUAACCAUCUUAGAAGUCCAAGAAGAGGACUUGACAAACUACACAGUGAACGUGACAAACACGGAGGGGACCUGGAUGCUGAACGUUGUGCUGAAGUCUCUAUCUCAGCCAGACGUACCAAGGAAUCUGCAAGCUUCAUCUGUCAAGCCUCGGUCCGUAACUUUAACAUGGGAAAAAGGUUCCAAUGGCGGCGCCAAACAGAGCUUUAGAAUCCAAUACAGGCAAGAUAGCAGACAAUGGAUCACGCAUCCCUCCAUGCCGAGUGAGGACGACGCCCUUCAAGUGGAACUCGAGGGUCUUGAAGCUGAGACGACGUACACUGUUCAGAUGUUGGCACUGAAUGGUUAUGGUUCCAGCAACCACACAUCCAUCAGUGUGACAACAACAUGUCAGACCUGCUCCACUUUUGUCGUGGCGGUGGGAGCCGCAUCUUCAGCUGUCGUCAUAUUCAUCAUUAUCGUCACAGUUGUCGUUGUAGUCAGGAAUAGGAAAAGACGCCAAUCAGAAGCAGAUGCUGGUGCAACAUUUACUAUUCACGAAGACGCGUGCACGUUGACACCCCAACCUGCUCCAGGUCGAAGUCAGAACUACCCAAUGUUGUCUUUGCCACCACGGCCGCAGGGCGAGGCUGACGACAUGACCACCGACGAGAGUCAUUAUGAUAUGGCACGUGCGUCAAAUACAGGCGUGUGACGUACCCGUAAUAAUUGUUCUUGUACCUGAGCUGGCUGGUAUGUCAAUGUCCGCAUUAGAUGUAUACGCUUUUUACAAAAGUCUUUAGAUUUGCGUUUAUUCAGAUCAUAUCGAAUGGUUUUUAGGCAUUUUGGCAUGUCAAUGAUGUUUCUCAAAAUUACAAUAUUAAAAAGAAAAUGUUAAAAAUAGAUAAUGAUAUUUGGUAUGUAUAAUGCCCUUUGUAUUUCGAACAGUGCAAUGCCACCAGCUUUGUUGGAUUCUGUUCACAAUAUCUGUGCAGACAAUACAUGUGCUACUGGUAAACAUUUUGGACAAAGUAAACAAUUUAUGUGACACGUGUUGAGAAGGGAUUGCGUUUAGGAAGGAGCAUGGUACAGUAUGGCACGGAUUUACAAAGAAAUGAGUUUAAGAAGUAACUGUUGCAUGUUACAGAUCAUUUGAUAUUCUGGGGCAAGCCUGGGAUUUAAACAAAUUGUUCCAAAUAAUUGUUUCUGCAGGAUGCCGUGAUAAGAAAUGGUGUAAAACAGUUGAACAUUGUCGGGGUCCUUCUGUCAGAGAUUGAAUCAAGUGUAUCUAGAUAGAGAGGAAGAACACUCUGUACGCUUGACAGUUCAUACCUUUCACUUCAUUUUCUUUCUUAAAGCUGCAAUGAAUAAUCUGUUUGGUAAUUUAUUUAAUAAUAAUUACCACCAAAGGCUCGGGGCUCGCACCAUUCAAACCCUCGGGACAGGUAAUCUUUAAUUUACUCUGGAGGUCGUCAUCAUUUAUUGACAAAUUCGUCUUAUUCAAUUGAAAAAAAAAUGUUUUAAUGAUAAGACGUGACACCAGAUCGGCCGCUUCGUGGUUGAUUACCUGUUAUGUUGUCGUAUGCGGAUGUUCCUGAAGCCUGUAUGUUGUGGAAUGAUAGAUACCAAGGUGCCUGGCAACUCGUGACAACCUCCAUCAAGCUUUAGUAAGCUGGACAGGGUGUGGUGUUUUCGUGUCAAACUUAAACUCAAACUACAAAAGCAACAGCUAUUAUUUGAGACAGGUGACAGGGCACUUAAUAAGUCAGUUGAAACGUUCUCAAACCACGUUUUAUGCAAUUUUGUCUAAUUAAAAAUGUUUGUUCACACCACUUCUGUUCGAUAAUAUUGCCCACCGAACAUCUUCGCGUUUCUUUUGGAGGUGUACUAUAUAUAUGUUAUGUUAUUCCUUUGAUAUGUUCACCCCCAUUUAGCCUGUUUGUCAGUGACUGCUUUUUCACGCAAAUUGUUUAACUGCAGGAUGGCGAUGCUGUUCAUUUUCAAAUAUGUUGUGCGAGUUUGUCUGUUGUUUGAACCUGUUUUUAUUGACUUGAACUUAAAACGCCUGACAAGCUGUUUUUGUGGGAUACAAUGUGUACAUGUACAGGCUUGUUAGCCUCACACCAAAAUAUAUGAAUGAUAUCUUUAUCCGGCAUGGAACUUUCGUCCUGGCCCCUAAAUCUAUGACAUGUAAGUAUGAUGAUGGAUGUCAUAGCCUACUUAUACCUGUUGUACGAAUUUUCACUGUGUGUCUCUUUUUUGUCUUUUUUCUUAAUUGAUUAAUUGAUUUAUUGAUUUAUGGACACUUUCGAAAAUAUGCCGCAUAAGAUGAGUACGAGGGCUAGCAUGAAGUAUUCAGCUUUUGACGUCUUGUGUUCUUGUAUUUUCCCAUUCCCAGCUACUACUUCUGUAACUUCAAUGACGUACCUGAAAAUGAACCCCACAAAGUUCCAUGGUCGACACCCUCCGAUGACCUUGACUGUCAUGGAAUGUUGCUUUGCCUUCACUUACGACGGAUGCUACUUAAAGUGCAUGCGUACCCUUUUAAUCGGCUUUCUGUCAUAUCUGAUCGUUUCACCCCGAUUCGUGAGUUUUGAAUAGUUUUUUGAUUAUGUGUUUCAAUUUUCGUUAAUCGAUGAUGUUUACCUCGAUGUAUUUAAUGUGCCUUUCCGUACCCAAGUGUGUGAACCAUAGUAAUAUUUAUAAAUGAAAUGAUAUGUUUGAAUUAUUUAGCGGAUGUCUCCUCAUAACUGACAUUUAUGGCUGAUACAUGCAAUGUAAACAUUUCACUUAAAGGGUUAAUUGGUUAGAUUUAACAUUUAGGACAGUGUUUGAUUGUUAUACAACUCAAAAGAAAGUAAAGGACAUCCGAUUUUUUCAUAUGACUACAAAAUGAAAAAAAAAAGUUUUUCAUAAACAUCUGUUGAGUAGUAUAUCACAGCGUACCAGGUUAAUGUGGGAGGAACACCCCAAAUAAUGCAGUUCCAAGACGUUUACCGGUUUUGUUAAACGCGCGACCGCGGGCUUGUUCUGGUUUUAGAACCCACGAUCGUCGGAUUCUAGUACAAGAGACGCAAUUAUACAUUGGGAAUUACAAGGUCUAGACGACGGGACUUCUUCAAAUAUUGAUUUCUGGUUGAACGUCUUCAUUGUAUGUUUGAUAAUGUCUAUGUUUUUAUUGAUAAGUUAAAAUGACAUGUUGUUAUUUGUCGAAUUAAUGUUCUCAAUAGCCCUAUGAAGACUUUGCGAAAUACUAUUUAGCUACAGUUGUGUGAUGUACAUAUGUUUUUUAUCAAUGUGUCUAUACAGACGGAGAAGAAGGCCCGGCCAAAGAUAGUUUCAACUAUCCACUACAUAACAGGUCUAUACUGUACAGUUUGGUUUAGUUGAACUCAGUGAAUAUUUCUAUGUACUAUGUAAACUCAAAUUAUGAACAACGAGCCAUUCUUAUACCCCACACCUGAAGCAAAUAUGCCCCGAAAUGGUGUUUUAGGUUGUCAUGCAUUUCAUCUUUUUGAACAUUCUUAGUAACAUUAUGGCAUGAUGGUGCUGAUUAGAUCGUUAUUCAUAAAUAAUACGUUAUGAAAAUUGAUGUAAAUAACAAGAUUUUCACCAAAACAUAUCAUUUAAAAAAUGAUUAUGAUUUGUAUUUCUCAAAUCAAGGGUGUGAUUAAGCAUUUGUUUGGAGAACAAUUCUAUAUGCUAUCAAAUGUGAUAUGUGUGUACACUAUCCUAGUCCAAACUGCAAGAUAAUAUAUCAAGUGCUUACUAAAAUAUUAAUUUUCUUCCUUACGCCAUCAUGUUUCAAUUUCAAAAUCCACCUUGGCACAAAAUUUGUCAGUAUUAAAAAGAUUGAAUAAACGCCUAUGGCAUUUGACUGUCAUAUUAAUUUGCUGUGUAUUUAUUUACAAUGAAUUUCUUGUUAUAAACUUUAAUAUUACGUAUAUGCAUGUAUACACAUUUUGUCAUAAUGACUGGUCUCUUGCCUGACCUUUGACAACUGAGAUGGACUCUGAAGAACGUGCAGGGAGGAAAA